This is a messenger RNA of Linepithema humile (Argentine ant), 3501 nucleotides long. NCBI's taxonomy places the organism in Eukaryota, Metazoa, Arthropoda, Insecta, Hymenoptera, Formicidae. The record is from RefSeq and is a predicted model, not a curated record.
AUGGAUGAGAAGAAAGAGAGAAAUCUUGUUAUGUGUUAUCCAAUAAUACACAAUUCUGUGAAAAUAUUUGCGGCCGUAACUAGCAAGUCAUGCGAUUUGAUGGAACAAGAAUAUGACAUAACCCCUGCGGAAUAUAUUAAACAAAUGCUGAUGAGUACUCAAGAUAGAAUCGAUUAUUUGCUAAAACCAGGUCGCAGUAUAAACGUGCAACUUUUCUGUGACAACUGCAAAAGCCACUACUUCAAAGUUUCACCUGACAUUGUCCUCUUUCAACAAUUCAUUCCUGGCAAUGUGUACAAUAUGACGCUCACAGUUCGUAAUGUAACAAAAAUGUCGCAACACUUGAAAAUUUUGUGCGACCCCGAUCCCUUCUUUUCCGUUGAAUAUCACGGGUCAAAUUACAGCGCUAUGAUAGCGCCAGGACUCGUUCACGUUUAUGAUGUUAAGUUCAAACCAGCGGAGAAACGAGACUAUGAAUAUUGUGUCGAGUUUGUCAAUGAUACCAAAGUCUUCGUAGUGCCGAUAAUUGGUCAAGUUAAUAUUGUUCUAGCUAUCGGUCCGAGACCUAUUCUAGACAUCCCCGACCGAAUCGAAAUACCAGCCACCGCAGUGAAAAUUCUCUCUUCAAAGACUAUUUUAGUGCGCAACUUGGGAGAAGCGCCGGCAAUUUUCAAUUUUUCCACAGAUAAUCCGUAUUUCUUCGUCGAACCAUCAAGAGGCAUAUUAGGGAAAGAAGAGACGAUGCAACUAACCGUCAGCUUUUUAUCCGAGAAAUCUGGCGAUUUUGAGGCAAAUCUUUUCCUUAAUUAUGAAGCAGGAGAAAAGCUUCGCUUGGUAUUGCGGAGUUCAGCAAUAAACUGCAUGAUUCGAUUCGACAGAGGUAGUAUCAGAAUGGAAGACACUUAUCUAGGCUUGUCUAGAAGCAAAACCCUGACGAUUCAUAAUAGAAGUAAUUAUAUCGUGAGGUUUCAAUGGAUGCGUUUCAAGGAUAAAGAUGCCGAUGUGCAACGAAAGGAAAAAUAUAAAAAACUAUUUCAACUGGUACACAAUAUGGAGGUGAUGCGUCACGUCAAUCUUGUUCAUUACAAUAUUUGUCUGCCAGAUAUUCACGAGCUUGUCUGCCAGAGGAUUUACGCGGACGAGAUUGCUUCAUUAACGAACGAGAAUUUUCCCUACAAUCACAUGUCCUUUCUUCUUAUGCCUAAGGAAGGCGAGAUUUGGCCUCAAUCUUCUAUAGAUAUUACAGUACUUUUUCGAGCUAUGGAAGUGAACAAGAUAUCAAGCGUCGCUUAUCUUGAAGUCACGGGUCGUGAGGACAGGAUACCUCUGAGCCUUCACGGAAGCGGCAAGGGACCGGUUUUCCAUCUCAACGUGAUCACGAUUGACCUCAAGGAUAUUUUCCUGUGCUCUGUGCACAAUUACGAGAUUGUUGCGACAAAUAAAGGGCAUAUUAGUGGUACAUUAGUUUAUAAGGCAAGACCGACGGAGUUUGAUGGCACUAUUAAUAUCACUCCGCCUGCUCUAACGCUGCAACCAAACGAACAUAACUCAUUCAAUUUAUCAUUCUUUUCAAAUCGGAAAGGAGAUUUUAUAGAACGGAUCGACUUCGUCGUUAAAGAGAGUUUGGAAAUAUUAUCCUUGCAUAUCAACGCGACUAUGAUGGAGGACGGUGAUCAGGCGCCUCUGACCCACGAAGAGUUUGCCAGAUCUGAAGUGAAGCCAAGUUUCCCGACUAAUCCUCGCGAAUUUAUGAUAACUCCGUAUAAAGGAGUAGUUCAAGCGCAUAGUUCGCUUAAAUUGAAGGUAACAUAUAUCGCAAACGUGGUUCGAAGCGGACAGUCGACCAUUCGAAUUGAUAUGUGGGAUUCGGAUUCGGAUCCAGUAAUACUACCAGUUUCAUUUUGCGGUGUUAUUCCCUCUUUAUCAAUCAAGCCUACGGAAAUCUCUAUACGAUUCUCAUUCAUCAAUUUCCCGUAUGCUCGCUCUAUUAAUAUAAAAAAUAAUACCGAUUUGGAUGGAUACUUUUAUAUAAUACCACAAAAGAUAUCCGAAAAUAUGCCUGUCGUAUAUUCAUUAUCAUCUCAUGAAGGUUAUUUGAAAGCACGACAAUCAAAGACAAUUGAUGUCACAAUUAUUACAAAAAUUUUGGACAGAAAGACAACUACAUUUAAUAUGUUGACAAUGGGCGAGCAGGCUUCAGUUGCAUCUUGCACAAUUAUAUGUAACGGCCAGGGGCCCAUAGUAUCUGUGCAACCUACUUGCCUCAAUUUUGGAGAGAUACAGGUGCUUCAAGAUAAAGUCAUGAAUUUUCGCAUAAUUAAUGACUCGCCGAUACCAGCGCAAUUCAAAUUAACAUCAGUUAAUCGUAGAAAAGACUCGUCAUGGAUCGUUAAACCAGCUACUGGCGAAAUUGCAUCAAAUGGAUUUGUGGAGAUUGAAGCAAAAAUAUUUUUACGCGACAGUGGUAAAUACGCUGACAAUAUAAUCGCGCAUGUUAUCAACAAUCGAUCGAUUCCUAUCAACGUAGUUGCGAUUGGAAUCGGUUGUAACGUUGUAUUCGAGCCACAGAUAUUUCCAGUAUUCGACAUGGGUUUUCUUGUUAGAAAUGAAAUUUUGACGGAAGAUUGGUACAUAUUUAAGCAGAGUUUUGACAAACAAGAAAGACAGGCAAAGGACAGACAAGGAAAACGAGAAUUGAUCGGAACUUCUACAUUUAGAACCACUUUUACGGAACCACAAAUCGCCUUUGACAAGAGAGAGUUAACGUUUCGCAUCGAUAUGUAUUCGGAGGAAGAAAAUUUGCAGCAAACAGAUGAAAUUGUCGUGACAAAUAAAUCACACUUAAAUUUAAAUGUUUUAUUAUACAUCGAUGCUCCGUUUUACUUGAUAAACGAUAAGAAAAAACUUGUGCAUAAAAAGAAAAUUAUUUUACUGAUCGAUAUCAGUACGACGAUUUUGGUGAAAUUUUCGCCAAAUAUAAAUCUCAAUGAUCCUUAUUCGCGAAAUUAUGGCGGUGCACUUUGGUUCGAAUAUGACGAGCAUCCUAACAAGAACAAGAUUCAAUGCAAAGGUGUUGUAAAUUUCCCAAAUAUUACAUUUUUUUCUAAAGAUUUAAUUAUCAAUUGUGUUUCGGGUUCAAGCGCCGAACAAGCUUUGAGAAUGACUAAUAAUGGACCAAUUCCUGUGAAGUACAAGUUUCUGUGGGCUGGAGAGAGUAUUGAGAUUCAACGUAGAAUACUUGAUAUCGUCCCACAUGAGGGCACUCUCGUUCCAUACUCUUCGCAAUACGUGCGCUUUAUCUUUCAUGGUUCCGAGUCCAUGCAAGUCAAAGCUAUUGCGCUCUGUGAUAUUGUUCAAGGACCUACUGAAUUAAUUAGUGUGCUUGCUAAUGCAGACAUCGUCCAAUACUCGGUAGACAAACAGGUCAUUGAUUUUGGACAACAGGUAGCAUUGUCUCAUAUUUUUUUGAGAACAUAUUAUCUGCAUCCAUUUUGGAACUAG